Lactuca sativa (garden lettuce) is the source of this 741-nucleotide messenger RNA. The record is from RefSeq and is a predicted model, not a curated record. NCBI's taxonomy places the organism in Eukaryota, Viridiplantae, Streptophyta, Magnoliopsida, Asterales, Asteraceae.
GAGUUCGAUUGGGCUAACCGCUUGCUCUCCCGGAUAUAUCCAGUCUAGGUUAUGCAUUUUGAAAUGGAGAUGACACUCAAGGAAGACAACCCAGAUUCUCCAAUGUCUGGAAUCUAUGAGAUACCUGGUGAACCUGCAUUGGUUAUCAAUGGGGUGCCUCCUGUAUGUACCAGUGUCAAUGGUAGUCUUGUUCCCUACAAAGUUUGUUGUGACAUAGAUUCAAAAACAAAUGAGUCUUUGGGUGACUGGUUAGAAGGUAGAAAAGUUCAAAAGCUAUUUGGGAAGAAGUUCUUUAAUGGGGAAGUUACCAAAUUUGACAAAGAAUCGAAUUGGUAUAGAGUGGUUUAUGAUGAUGGGGAUUUUGAAGAUCUUGAAUGGCAUGAGUUGCAGGAAGUUUUACUACCUCUUGACAUCACAAUCCCAUUAAAGACAUUAGCAUCAAAAGUCAACAAGAGGAGGCAAAAACAUGAUAAAAAAUCUGGUAGAUCUGUGAGUAAGCCCAAAAUCCACCAACAUAAAGGCUUGGAAUCCGAGGUUGAGAAAAUGGAGGUCUAGAAAGCAAGUAGAUUAGUGGUUGCUUAGUCAUGAAGCUCCUUGGGAUUUCUUCUGCAAGGAGUUCAAGGUAUUCGAUAUGAUUAGUCCUCAUUUAUCCCUUUCUCAUCCAAUUUACAUGUCUUCAUUUUGCGGCUCUUUUAUCUAGGUUGUAAAUAUAUAAUAAUAAUAAAAAAAAAGUCAAGGUAG